Molecule: messenger RNA, 3690 nt
Organism: Poecilia reticulata (guppy)
Lineage: Eukaryota; Metazoa; Chordata; Actinopteri; Cyprinodontiformes; Poeciliidae
Gene: fan1
Product: FANCD2 and FANCI associated nuclease 1
Biological process (GO): interstrand cross-link repair
Cellular component (GO): nucleus
Molecular function (GO): 5'-flap endonuclease activity; flap-structured DNA binding; 5'-3' exonuclease activity
Source: RefSeq, a predicted model, not a curated record
AAGCCACGUCUUCCACUGGUACCGCAGCCUGCAGGGGUGGUUGUUGUUGUGGCUCCCCCCUCCAGUGCACGCCGCGUUUUCUCCCUUUUACAUGUUGAUAAAACAGCCUGAUAUAGAUUUUCCUUCACAUAAAGGAGACCCAGAAAGGACACAGACGCCCUAUAUCCUUAUUCCAAUGGUUUAACCAUCUGAAAGCAUCCCAUUAUCCUGCUGCUGCGCUUCACAUCGACCUUGAUUAUGAAGCAUCGAGACUGCACCAUGCUGGCAUCCUCCUGUUACUAAUGUGGACCUGAUUCACCACAAGAGCCCGAGCAUCGUUUUUAGCAUUACUGCCCAACAUGCAUCCAUAUUCUCUUUUUCGUCUCGGUGCAUAGAAAGCAUGACAGAAGACAAACCGAAGCGAAGCUUGUCACUGAAAAAGAAGAAAGGUGAUGCUAAAGCUGGGACUUCUUCUACAACCAAAACCCCGAUCACCAACUUCUUCAGCAGCCAACCUCCACCGAACCUGGCCUGUCCCCUCUGUGGACAAUUAGUCCCAAGAUUCAAGAUCAAUGAUCAUAUCGAUUUGCAGUGUCAGAACUUUGAUAGAGGAGACAGCACUGCAGCUUCUGGAGGUAGGAAUGAUUAUUCAGGGCUCCAGCUGUCACCUGCAGGCAAUCUGUCAAAGUCCCCUGAGACGGACCAGAAAGAGGACACAAAAACUAAAACGAGUCCUUAUUUUAAGAAGAAUAACCCCCAGCAAACUCCACGGGACAUAAACAAUAAAACUGUGGUCAGAACCAUUGACCUAGGAAGUCUGUCUUCAAAGUUAUCCAGAAAAUAUCACAAGAAACAUGCAGAAGUUAGCAACACAUCUGAUCCGAUGAGCUCCGCGGAGUCGACCAGCAGCUCCCAAAAGGAAAAUGUCCAGACAUUAGAAGACCACAAUGAUUGCAUUUCAGCAGUGACGGAAGCUCCAUCACCUGUAGAAAAACAAUCAGAUCAAUCAAUGGUUUCAUCUAAACAGCCACCUUCACCUGCCAAGCAAACGAAGAGAAAAAAGAAAGCCACCUUUAGCGUCAAGGGGUCUCUUAUCAGGAAGAAAGCGAAAUAUGAAGGUGGUGGUGGAGAGGCACCAUCUUGUCUUGAUCCAGAGGACACAAAUACAGAAGGACAGGGAUCUGACAAGCCUUUCAGUUCAGAGGAAUUGUCUGAGAAGAGUGAUGCAGAUGUAAAGGUAGAAACCUCUGAUGCCCAAUCGCUUCCCUACUACCUGCGUAACUUCCGGACCGUGCUGCACGCUGUGCUGGAGAACGAGGACGACAGGAUGCUCUUCAACCAGGAGGACAUGUCCGCCGUACAUGGAUUUCAGAGCUUGUCAGUUAUGGCUCAGAAGCUGUAUGUGAGGCUCUUUCAGAGGAAACUGAAGUGGCUCCAGGUAAAUAAACUGGAUUAUGGAGAGAUCUGCAGUGAUCUGGGAUCUGUUGCUCAGGAACUGGCUCAAAUAGGUUUUCUACAAACAGAAAAGGACCUGGAGGAUCUCUUGGAGGCUCUGGAUCUGCUGCCGGCUCCUGAACUCAAAGCUCUUGCUAAAACUUUCCAUCUGGGCAGUUCUGGCACCCAAAAACAGCAGCUGGUUGACGGGCUUCUCCGUCUGAGCAGGCAGAAGUCUUUCUUCUCUGCGGCCUCCAGUCAGAGCAAAGUUGGGACAGUUAUUCUGAAACGGGCGAAGCAGCUUGCAGGCUCCUGUGUGCGCCUGUCUCGCGGGCCUCGGGCCGUCUUCUCCCGCAUCCUGCUGCUCUUCUCUUUGACGGACACGAUGGACGAGGAGGAAAUGGCGGCUGGAGGUCAGAAUCAGCUUUUCACCAUCCUGUUGGUGAACUCAGGUCGUCUGGCCUUUCCGGACUACGCCGUGCAGCGAGAGGCCAAAGUGUUUCGAGAUAGAGAGGAUCUCAUCAGGUAUGAAGCGUCCAUGCGCGCCCUUAUAGAGGUCACCGUGGCGAUGCAGGGGGGUCAGUGGGAUCAGGCCCUGCAGCUUUACACCUCUGCCAAAAAAACCUGGAUUGAGCUCAGCAGCAACCACGACCUGAGUCACCAGGAAGAGCUGCCAGUGUUCCUCCGCAGCUUCACUACAGGAUGGGCUUACACACGGAUCUUAUCCAGAGGAGUGGAGAUUUUACAAAGGCUGCGUCGCUAUGAGGAAGCAGCAGAAGAGCUGCAGGCCCUACUGAAGCAGAGCGUUUACUGUCCUGACAGCCGGGGCCGAUGGUGGGACAGGCUGGCUCUCAACUUUCACCAGCACCUCAAAAAACCUGAUCAAGCUAUCUGUGCUAUGAGAGACGGGCUGUCGGAUCCUCUGGUGCGCACAGGACACAAACUCUCCCUCCACCAGAGAGCUCUCCGGAUGAAAGACGCUCCCAGCUGCAAAAAGUACCGGCUCCAACUCAGAGAGCUUCCUGCUGUCCAAAUUCAAGACGUUAAACAUGUGACCAUUCGGGGUCAGCUGUUUCCUCACGAAGGCGGCAUGGGGAAAUCUAGAUUUCUUUUACCAGAAAGUGAAGAAGGAGACGGGAGUGCUCACUCUACUGUAAUAUGCUCUGUAGAAGAGCUUAGUUUGGCCCAUUACCGACAACUAGGCUAUGACCAAGGAAUCCAUGGAGAAGGAUCAACAUUCUCAACCUUGUUUGGUCUCCUGAUGUGGGACAUUAUCUUUAUGGAAGGUAUUCCAGACGUCUUCAGAAACCCAUACCAGACUUGUCCUCUGGAUUUUUACACCGACUGUUUCUAUGAAAACAGACGGGAAGCCAUCGUCUCUCGCGUUCAGUUGCUCUGUGAAGCUUCUGUGGAAACGCUGUGUGCCAUGCUGGAAGAUGUCUGGACAUCUCAGGAAGGGAAAGUGUGUUCGCUGGUCAGCUGGGAGCGCUUCUCGUCCCUCCAACAGGCACAGUCUCUGAUUGCAUGUCUCGGCGGAGCCUUCCUUGGUGGAGUGACUGACCGAAUGGCAAAAGACUACAGACACUGCAGAGGAGGUUUGCCUGACCUCGUUGUGUGGAACACCUCAAACAACACUUAUAAGCUGGUGGAGGUGAAAGGGCCCAACGAUCGUCUGUCUCAGAAGCAGCAGAUCUGGUUGGAUGAGCUGCAGAAACUCGGGGCCGACGUCGAGGUGUGUCACGUGACGGCCACCGGAGCCAGAGGAGCUCGUCUGGAGGAAAUAAGCAAAUAAGAUUCUACUGAGACACGUUUAUCUGCCAAAACAGAAACAUCCUGGCAACACGCUCCUAAAAGGAAAAAGAAAUGUUUGUGUAAUCUCUCCCACUGAUUAUUGCUGAAGAAUAUUUUGAUCUGUACUCAAAAAAUUUAAAUGGAAAACUUUAACUUUUAGGUUGUUCAUCAUAAGUUUUCUUAUUUGAUGUAUUUCUGGUGUCUUCCCUCAUCUGCAUCAUAACUUCUAAUGAGUUAAUUGCGUUUAUCGUAUAGUCCCAGUCAGAAGUUUACAUACACUCAUCUUGCUGUGUAUAUUUGAGCAUUUAAGCAUUUAUUUGAAUUCUUUAUUUUAGUGGCUAAACAACCUUUUUUGAUUCUUAAGGACUUGAAUCUAUAUGUGAUUAAGUGUGGUUUAGUUGGUUGCAGAGUAAACACACAUUUUUUGAAGACAUCACAUUGCAAAAACAAAAUCUUACCAAGUAUAUUUGGUUUAGGUUCUAGUAC